GUGCUUCUUUGUUUAUUUGGCGUUGUAGCUCAUGGUUACGUCAACCCAACCCAAUGUUUUUUUUUUUUUUGUGGUUCUUUUUCUUUUAUAAAUGAUGUUGUGAGUUAAAGAUACAUAAAGAUUGGAAAUUGGAUUCGUAUACCAGUCUAUCAGAUCCUCUAAACGCAGAGCACCAAAUUUACAACCACACAGAGAAAAAAGGCUACAACGCAAUCAGCUUGUUUUCCUUGCUCUUUUUUUCUGUUUGGCUAAGAGAGCGAGAGAAGGAAAAAAAAAAAAAAGAAAAAAGAAAAAUGACAUACGUCCGCUUCAUCUCGAUCACCACCGUCCGACCAUCCACAGAUGAUCAUCACGAAGAGUUGAGUCAAAGAAUUGAGUUGACUCCAUGGGAUCUUCGAACCCUCCCAAACGAUUGUAUCCAGAAGGGCCUUCUCUUCCACAAACCCACAAACCUCGCUAUCGAUUGGAUCGAACACCUCAAAACCACACUUUCCCAAACACUAGCUAUAUUCUAUCCACUCGCCGGCCGGCUCGCCGUCGUCGAAAACGAUGACCGGACCUCCUCGUUCUUCCUCCACUGUAACAAUGAAGGAGUCCAGUUCGUCCACGCGGUCGCCGAUGCCAUCUCCGUCGACGAUAUUCUCAAGCCCCUCAAUGUUCCCGAUGACAUUAUCUACUCUCUGUUUCUGAACAAUGGGGUUUUGAACUACCAAGGAACUUCCAAACCCUUGCUGGCUCUGCAAGUUACCGAGCUCGCCGACGGAAUCUUCGUCGCUUACACAUCGAACCACUCUGUUCUCGACGGCACUUCCAUGUGGCACUUCCUCAAUACUUGGACGGAGAUCUGCCGCGGCUGCGAUCGAAUCUCUCAACCACCUCCCGAUUUCGAUCGAGGGUUUCUGAAUGGGAUCGUCGACUUUCCGGUUCGAAUCCCUUCGUUUCUCGAUAAAAUCCCUGAGAAAUUUGUCCCACCGCCAUUGCAGCAGAGAAUCCUUCAUUUCUCGAAAGAAAACAUCGCGAAGCUCAAAUCCAAAGCGAAUUCCCAAAUGGGGACCACCAAGAUCUCGUCGCUUCAAGCUUUACUGGGUCAUCUCUGGGUAUCCAUAACCCGCAACCGACAUUAUCUCAAACCCGAUGAAGAGGUUAGCAUUGGAAUAGCUAUGAGCAUGAGGCAGAGAAUGGAACCGGCUGUGCCGGAAAAGUACUUCGGGAGUACGGUUUUAAAUCAACGGAUAGCUUCCACCGCCGGUGAGCUGGUCGAGAAAGGAUCGGGUUGGGCUGCUUGGGAGAUUAACAGAAGCAUCGAUUCUUUCACAUCGGUAGAGAUGAGGAAAUUUGCAGAGGAUUGGGCGAAAAACCCAGUGAUAGCAAAACUUGUGAGACGGAAUGGGAAUUCACUGUUCGUGGGUAGCUCGCCGAGAUUCAAUGUGUACGGCAAUGACUUCGGUUGGGGAAGACCACUUGCAGUGAGAAGUGGUCCGUCGAACAAAUUCGAUGGGAAAUUGACAGUUUUUCCGGGAGCUGAAGAUGGUAGUAUUGACUUUGAAGCUUGCCUUUUGCCUGAGACGCUGCAGUCUAUGGCUGAAGAUUCGGAGUUCAUGGAGUCUCUGUCCACGUGAAGUUUGCUUUUGGAAAAUAUUUUUAAUUAAUAUUACUUGGUGCAUUAAAUGUUUGUGACGUCUCAUGUUGUUUAGAUUCCUCAUGCUAGUAUUAGGCGUUCAGUUUCAGUGUUUUCGCAAGUUACAUAAAUGUGUAUUUAUUAAUUAUUUAUAUUGUUAUUUUUGGUAACGAAGUUACUUAUAAA
Molecule: messenger RNA, 1804 nt
Organism: Ziziphus jujuba (common jujube)
Lineage: Eukaryota; Viridiplantae; Streptophyta; Magnoliopsida; Rosales; Rhamnaceae
Exons: 1
Coding region: 294-1619 (441 amino acids)
Source: RefSeq, a predicted model, not a curated record